GUGCUGCUGCAAGUGUUUUGUUUCUGAUUUCUUGCCAUUGACCUUUUUGUUUCCGUGACCAACUCGUCUGAUAGAACCAAAUCACCCACCACAAUCAUGCGUUCAGUUGCCUUCAACAACACCCUCCGGGGUCUAUCCCGGGCCGGCUCCCGCUUCCAGCCCACUACCCUUCCCCGUAUUGCGGCUGCCCGUGCCUAUUCUACUCCUGCCGAGAGCCAGUAUGAGUUCAUCCAGGUCUCUGAGCCCCGUCCCGGUGUCGGUCAAGUAACCCUCAACCGCCCCAAAGCCCUCAACGCCCUCUCCACCCCGCUCAUCACCGAACUCAACUCGGCCCUCCUCUCCUUCCAGCAAUCCCCCACCAUCCGCGCCAUCGUCCUCACCGGCUCCGAGCGCGCCUUCGCCGCUGGUGCCGACAUCAAGGAGAUGGCCCCCUUAACCUUCUCCAAGGCCUUCCUCGACUCCUUCAUCGAGUCCUGGUCCAACCUGACCUUCACCGUCAAGAAGCCCAUCAUCGGCGCCGUCUCCGGCCACGCCCUCGGCGGCGGCUGCGAACUGGCUCUGAUGACGGACAUCAUCUACUGCACCAAGACGGCCAACUUUGGCCAACCCGAGAUCAAGCUGGGCACGAUCCCCGGCGCGGGCGGGUCCCAGCGGCUGACGAGGGCAGUGGGGAAGAGCAAGGCUAUGGAGCUGAUUCUCACGGGAAAGAGCUUCAGUGGUGAGGAGGCGGAGAGGUGGGGGGUUGCGGCGAGGGCGUUUGAUAGCUAUGAGGAGCUGAUGGAGCAGGCGCUCAAGACGGCAGAGACGAUUGCGGGAUAUAGCAAGGUGGCGGUGCAGGCGGCCAAGGAGGUGGUUAACAAGAGCCAGGAGGUUGGAUUGAGGGAUGGAGUAGAGUAUGAGAGGCGCAUGUUCCAUGCGUUGUUUGGAAGCCAGGAUCAGAAGAUUGGAAUGAAGGCUUUUGCGGAGAAGGGCAAGGCUAAGUGGGUUGAUGAGUAAUGUAUGACUGGUUGGACAGGACAGUUGUAUGUUUAGGUUAGAAGAGAAAUGGAGAUUCCUAUUAGUUCGAAGGGGGUAUUCUGUCAGCUCUUUCAGUUGUAUCCUGAAUCUGACAUGACUUUGUCGAAAGACUACCCUUAAUGAUCUACUAAUCAGAGCCAACAUCACCAUCUUCGAAGCUGCCUAGAAUAAAAAGUCGAAGGAUCCUUACCCUCAAGCCUGGCCCAAGCCCGCUAUGCAUAACAUCUCCAGCCUUCUUUCCCUCCUUCCCUUCUAUUCACAAUGCCAAAAAAGGGACAGCAGCGAAUGUGAAUUCAACGAACAAUCAGAUAUUAUUCCCAACUACGCAAUUCCUACCUAGAAAGUGGUUUGUAAGCAUCAACACACAUCUCAUCCAACUUUUGGAUGAGAUCAACCAAAACAAAUAAGCCAAAGCAAAGCCA
Messenger RNA from Neurospora hispaniola, 1439 nucleotides. RefSeq names its product enoyl-CoA hydratase mitochondrial precursor. Bases 97 to 996 code for a protein of 299 amino acids. Lineage: Eukaryota; Fungi; Ascomycota; Sordariomycetes; Sordariales; Sordariaceae. Gene Ontology annotation, biological process: fatty acid beta-oxidation. The transcript has 2 exons. Gene Ontology annotation, cellular component: mitochondrion. The record is from RefSeq and is a predicted model, not a curated record. Gene Ontology annotation, molecular function: enoyl-CoA hydratase activity.